UUUCUCUGAGCAUUUAACAGUAGUUGUCUCUAAGCUAUUGUCGUGAAGGUAUGAGCUUCAAUACAUAAAAUGAGGCAAUUCAAAUUUGUUACAUUAGCGUUGGCGAUUUUCGCAUUAGCAUUUGACUCUUUGGAAUGCGCGAAAAUACUCGCGGUUUUCCCCUUUACGGGCCCUUCCGAGUAUUUGGGCGUGCAACCGUUUUUGAAGGCUUUGGCGGCCCGCGGCCAUGAAAUCACUGCAGUAUCAGCAUUCCCACAAAAGACGCCAGUUAAAAAUUUUCGCGAUUUAACAUUAAAAGUUGAACACUCCAAUCAUGACGAGUUUGUCACCAGUUCAAUUGAUCAGAAGUCUGGGAGCAAAUUGACUGAACUGAGCUCUAUGAAAGAAUACGUAGUGGCGGGGACUUUGGCUGCAUUGGAAAGUGAAGAUUUCCAGCAACUACUACGCUCCAAUCAACAUUUCGAUCUCAUCAUUAUCGAAGUACUUUUUGAAGAUUCACUCUAUGCUUUGGGUCAUCACUUUAAGGCGCCCAUGAUUGGUGUUGGCACAUUUGGCACAGAUGUUGUAAUCGAUGAAUUGGUGGACAAUAUUUCACCGGUAGCGUACGUACCAGCGCCCAGUGGAAAAAAUUUAGAUCGUAUGAAUUUCUGGCAACGAUUGGAUAAUUUAUAUAGUUUUACAAUGGAGCUGAUGUACACUCAUUUAGUUAUGAUUCCGGAGCAACAACAAUUAUAUGAAAAAUAUUUUCCUAAUGCCACAUUGGAUCUAAGAGAAGCACGCAGAGAUUUCUCACUUUUGCUGUUGAAUGAACACUACUCCUACGGUUGCCCGCGUCCUUUUGUGCCGAACGCUAUCGAAGUGGCUGGUAUGCAUAUCAAUAAUGCGCGGAAUAAACUACCAGCUGACAUGGAAGCCUUCAUCAAAGCCUCUCCGAAUGGCGCAAUAUACUUCUCGCUGGGCUCAAAUGUGAAGAGCUCAUUUCUGCCCAAAGAAAAAUUGGCUGCCCUUAUGAAUGCAUUUGCCAAACUGCCUGUGAAUGUGUUGUGGAAAUUUGAGAAAACUGACUUGCCUGGCAAGCCAGAGAAUGUCUACAUCAACAAAUGGUUUCCACAAUCGGAUAUACUCGCACAUCCCAAUGUAAAACUCUUUGUCACACACGGUGGCAUGCAUAGUCUGAUAGAGGUGGUGCAUCAUGGCAAGCCCUUUGUGGGUAUGCCCGUCUUCUAUGAUCAGCACUUGAAUAUUGCACGUGCUGAAGCAAAAGGUUUGGGUGUGAAACUUAACUUCAGGGAUUUCACUAGCGAGGAGUUACGCAAUGCCAUUCUUGAGGUGUUGAACAAUCCAAAAUAUGCCGAGAAGGCAAAACAGAUCUCAGCGAGUUUUCACGAUCGUCCGAUGACACCGCUCGAUACGGCAAUCUAUUGGACAGAAUAUGUGUUGCGUCAUAAAGGAGCGCCGCAAAUGCGUGUGGCAGCGCGUCAUUUGAACUUCUUCCAAAGACACAGUCUGGAUACGAUGGCUGUGUUGUUCGGCGUUCCAUUGCUUGCAGUGAUAUUAAUUGCUUUGGGGAUUCUUAAAGUGCUAAGUGCGAUAUUAAAUAUUAAUAGUGGCGCGCUGGGUAAGAAGCCGAAGAAAGAAUAGUUUAAUUUGUGAACGGGAGUUUGGAACUUUUCGGAAAAUUUUAAAUUAAAUAACUGGAAGAGACGUUAUGUUUAUACCUAAGUAUCAAAUACUUUUAAGUUGAAGUAGAAUUAUGAUGUGUAUAAGAAAGUCGUACAAAAUCAAACAGAAAAGAUCAAAUUAAAGAUAUUUUGUGUGUCAGAAAACUGUCCACUUAUUUCAAAAGUAUUUUUAUGCUAUUCCAACCAGUCGUUGUUCAGACGGCAACAAAGUAGCGUGAGCGGUGGAUGCGUGGAUUUUUUUUUAUAUCAUCAUCAGUUUUGUCGUAAACAAACCCACGUCACUUGUGACGUCAGCAAACCAGCUCUCUCCUUCAAAAUCACUGAGAGCCUGAUGUGAGCCACACCAUCUGAAUUCUCUUCAAUAUGCGUGUAACAACUAACUCCUUCUUCACAAAUUGUAUACCAGCUGGAGCACAACAGAUCUGCAAGUCUUUAAGGCAUGCGUAACCUACCUUAACAAAAAGAAAGAAGGUACAUACACCAUAAGGUAAAUUUGUACUUUUGAACUUUUUACUAAAAUGAGUAGCGAAAACAUCAAAAGUACUGAUAAAGAAAAACUAAAUAAAUAUGUGAAACUAAAUGUCUAGGCCAUAUUUCAAUAGCAGAUAAGAUGUAAUUACUUACCAGAUCUGGUUGCUUUGUUGAUGUGAUUAGAAUUAAAAUAAGCAACAAAUAGAAUGCAAUGUUGUUAGUGUUUAUUAUUAUUGUGAUAUGCGAUUAUGGGUAUACAGAUAAUAUUUGUUUUUAUGCACGCGAGUAAAACAAUUUGCACCUACAUAUACAAAUCUGUACAAGGAGUACCUGCGUAUGUAUGUAUGUAUUAUAAAGCAGCCAAUAAAUUUUUUAAAAAGUAAGUAAUUGGUAGUAGAGGAAAUAGUAGAGGCACUUAAGUUUCAUGCGGUAUUCUUAUUAUUAUUUCGUGCUGAUAAUGGAACCAUUAAUAAAUUUAAUUAAUAAUAGUAAUUUUACGAGCUCCGA
Messenger RNA from Anastrepha ludens (Mexican fruit fly), 2660 nucleotides. Its product is annotated as UDP-glycosyltransferase UGT5-like. The transcript has 2 exons. Bases 70 to 1641 code for a protein of 523 amino acids. Gene Ontology annotation, molecular function: UDP-glycosyltransferase activity. The record is from RefSeq and is a predicted model, not a curated record. NCBI's taxonomy places the organism in Eukaryota, Metazoa, Arthropoda, Insecta, Diptera, Tephritidae.